AUGCUGCCCUCACUAGCUGAGCUGGCCCCCGCGCUAGCGCAUCUCGCCUCCCACGUCGACCUCGCCACUGUGCUCGCCGCUGUCUUCGGCUCCGCGACGGCGCUGUACAUUCGCCGCGUCCUAGAGUGGCGAGCGCGGUCUCGAGGACGGCCCCUUCCGCCUGGGCCGAGAGGGCUUCCGUUUGUCGGAAAUAUGUUCGACAUGCCGAAAGUCAGGCCGUGGGUGGGCUUGAGGGAGAUGUGCGCUCAAUACGGGGAUAUAAUGCACUUUAGUGUCAUGGGGCAGCGCACUAUCGUCCUGAACAGCCCAGAAGCGAUCUCGGAGUUCCUGGAGAAACGGGCGGCAAACACGUCUGACCGCUUGGUCACUCCCAUGGUUCGCCUAACCGCGAACGAGUGGGUGUUCGGCCUGAUGCCCUACGGCCAGUCGUGGCGGGACCACCGGCGGGCGUUUUGGCAGCACUUCAACCCGAACGCCAUCAGCAUCUAUCAGCCGACACAGGCAUUCACGUUCGCUGCGACGAUGCUCAAGAUCAUUUACGGCAUUGAGUGCGAUGAUGAAGACAACGAGAUUAUGCGGGUGGUGGAAGAGUCGCUCCAGGGGACUGCCCAGCUCUUCGUGCCUGGGAAGUACCUCGUCGACCUGAUCCCGGCGCUCGAAUACGUGCCGUCAUGGUUCCCCGGGGCCGGAUGGCGGGAGACCUCGAUUCAAUCGGUUGAGAUGCCUUAUGCGCAGCGGAUUCCUUCGGCAGAACGUUCAGACGAAAAGUCGAUUGUUGACUCAAUGAUCGAGAAGUUCGGCAGGAGGAGUGACAAGUCAGGAGUUGACAAGGAUGUGGAAGCGGUGAUCAAGCAGACAUGUGCCGUCUCACUAGGAGCCGGAACGGACACUACGUUCUCAACCAUGCAAGCAACAUUCUUGGCAAUGUCGCUUUAUCCCAACGUCAUGAAGGCGGCGCAAGCAGAGCUGGACGCAGUCGUUGGCCCCAGCCGCUUGCCCACCUUCGACGACCGGGAUGCCUGUGUUUACGUGAACGCUAUUAUCAAAGAGAGUUUGCGUUGGUUUAACGUUACCCCACUUGGGAUCUCGCAUCGUACCUCCGCAGACGACGAAAUUUCGGGCUUCUUCAUCCCGAAAGGAACCGUCCUUAUCUCCAGCAUCUGGUCCUGCAUGCACGACCCAGAAGUGUACGAGAAUCCCGAAGAGUUCAGGCCAGAGCGAUUUAUCCGCGACGGCCGGCUGGAUCCUGACGUCCGCGAUCCAUUCGACUUCGCCUUUGGCUUCGGACGGAGGGGACAUGGUGGCAGGAUAUGCCCAGGACGGUAUUUCGCAGACGCCGCGCUCUUCCUGAACAUCGCGACGGUCCUGCAUCUCUUCGACAUCGGCGUCCCGCUCGACGACGCUGGCGAGCCCAUUCCGAUGGAGGUUAGGCUCUCGGACAGCUUCGCCGCAUACCCCGAAGAGUUCCGGUGCACGGUCAAGCCCCGGUCCGCAGAGGCGGUGUCCCUGAUUCUGGCGGAGUAA
Messenger RNA from Epithele typhae, 1524 nucleotides. Its product is annotated as O-methylsterigmatocystin oxidoreductase. NCBI's taxonomy places the organism in Eukaryota, Fungi, Basidiomycota, Agaricomycetes, Polyporales, Epitheliaceae. The record is from RefSeq and is a predicted model, not a curated record. Gene Ontology annotation, molecular function: iron ion binding; heme binding; monooxygenase activity. The transcript is spliced from 11 exons. Bases 1 to 1524 code for a protein of 507 amino acids.